CUCCCUUCCAUCGUCUAUUUCCCUCUCCCACGUUCCGUCUCUAUCAUUUCACGGUUGUUCACGGUCGAAAAACAAAGAGGGACACUUCACUUCACUUUUUAAUUCAUCUUUCUAAAAAGAAAAGAAGAAAGUAAUUUUUAUCUAAAAAAAGGUCAAUAUUAUAUAAUUCAUUGUUUACCAGGAGCAAUAUUAUUUCAUUGCAGAAGAAGGAUUCGGUUUACGUGCAAUUUUCAGCUUUUAGAAAAAAGAACAAUUAUCUUAUGCUAUUCAGAGUUUGAAGAAAACCGCAAAGAGAGAAGAAAAAUAACAUGGAAGACUUAUGGACUACAUUUUGUGGGGAAUCUGGCAAUUCAGAAAUUACUGCAAAGCCAUACAGUUCUAAUUUUGUAUUUUUAAGUCGACCCACUUCAUGUGUCAACCAUGCCUUGAUCAUUUGCUUUGAUUUCUUGCUUUUGUUCAUGCUCUUGUUUACCUUCAUAAAAAAAUCAUCAUUAAAAACCGAUAUAAUACGGCAACGAUUUCGAAAGUUUUCAAUUUUACAAACAGUCUCUGCCAUCUUCAAUGGCUGUCUUGGUUUAGCGUACUUGUGCUUGGGCAUCCUUAUUUUAGAAGAGAAGUUGAGGAAAACCCAGACUGCCUUACCCUUAAACAGAUGGUUUCGAAAACCCAGACUGCUUACCCUUUAAACAGAUGUUUUAGUGCACGUUUUCAGGGGUUUUUUGACGUGUUGUUUGGUAAAAAAUCUUUCCAAGGAAGCCUUUGUUCAAAAGCUAUGUGUUCUGCGCUGUGUGUUUCUGUUUGCUGGAUUUGUUUUAUGUGCAUUAUCCCUGUUUGCUGCCAUUUUUAGCUUGGAGGUCCUUAUCACAAAGGCAAUGUAUUUUAGGUCUAGCGCUUAUUGGGUUUUGAAGGUUCAAGAUUUCGCUAAUCAGAUCAAUCCCUAUGUUAUUGGAGUGGUAUCGCAAGCCAAAGGUAGUAAAGCUUUUGCGCGGAACCUUGCCAUUUCUAUUAAGUCAGCCAUUUUUUCAUGGGAAGAUAGUUCAUCAAAGCCAACACUAAGAAAUGUAAAUUUGGAGAUUAGACCUGGCGAAAAGGUGGCUGUGUGUGGAGAAGUUGGCUCUGGCAAAUCAACACUUUUAGCAGCAAUUCUUGGAGAAGUUCCUAAUACACAGGGAAGUAUUCAAGUUAGAGGAAGGAUUGCCUAUGUCUCUCAAGUGGCUUGGAUCCAGACCGGGACAAUACAAGACAACAUUUUAUUUGGAUCAGCCAUGGAUAGCCAGCGGUACCAAGAUACACUUGAGAGAUGCUCAUUAGUAAAGGAUCUUGAGUUGCUUCCUUAUGGCGACCUUACUGAAAUAGGAGAAAGAGGAGUAAAUCUUAGUGGCGGACAAAAGCAGCGAAUUCAACUUGCUCGUGCUCUCUAUCAGGAUGCUGAUAUAUAUCUCUUGGAUGAUCCAUUUAGUGCUGUUGAUGCACAAACUGCUACGAGCUUAUUUAAUGUAAUCACCAUUUCCUAAAAGCACGCCAUUUCCUCACUUCUUAGUUUACUUGCCUUCUUUGAAAGCUAACUUAAAUAUUAAUAUUGGCAGGAAUAUGUUAUGUGGGCACUUUCAAGGAAGACUGUCCUGCUUGUGACGCAUCAAGUGGAUUUUCUGCCAGCAUUUGAUUCAGUUUUGUUGAUGUCAGAUGGAGAAAUCCUGCAAGCAGCUCCUUAUCAUCAGCUAUUGGCCUCAAGCCAAGAAUUUCAAGACCUUGUCAAUGCUCAUAAAGAGACAGCUGGUUCUCAGAGGCUUGCUGAGAUUAGUACUCCACAGAAAAAAGGAUCAUCUGAUGUGGAGAUCAAGAAGACAUAUGUAGAGAAGCAACUUGAAGUAUCUAAAGGAGACCAAUUGAUCAAACAAGAAGAGAAAGAAGUAGGGGACACAGGAUUUAAGCCUUACAUUCAGUAUCUGAAACAGAACAAAGGAUACUUGUACUUCUCCCUGACUAAAAAAAAUCACCUUAACAGUUAUUAUGGAAGAUAUCACAGAAAUUCUUGGAUGGCACUUGUUGACAAUCUUCACGUCAAGUCUCAUUAGUCUCGGCUUGAUUGCAUUCUACCUGAUCAUUGGAUUUCCCUAUCUAACACUUGGUUUUGCUAUGUUAGAUCUCUUUGGCAAAACUGUUUGUUUGUUCUGGCAACAGUUGUUUUGGGUCUUGAAUCAUCAAAGUCUAUUUUUUCACAACUAUUAAAUUCCCUAUUCCGCGCACCUAUGGCUUUUUAUGACUCCACACCACUUGGAAGAAUACUUAGUCGGGUAUCAUCUGAUCUAAGUAUUGUUGAUCUUGAUGUUCCAUUCAGUCUAAUCUUUGCUGUUGGGGCUACUACAAAUGCUUAUGCUAAUCUUGGAGUACUGGCUGUUGUCACCUGGCAAGUCCUGUUUGUCUCCAUACCAAUGGUUUAUCUGGCAAUUCGUUUACAGAGGUAUUACUUUGCUUCUGGAAAAGAGUUGAUGAGGAUCAAUGGUACAACCAAGUCUUUGGUAGCAAAUCAUUUGGCAGAGUCUGUGGCAGGUGCUAUGACAAUAAGGGCUUUUGGGGAGGAAGAUCGAUUCUUUGCAAAGAAUCUUGACCUCAUUGACACAAAUGCUAGUCCUUUCUUUCACAGUUUUGCAGCAAAUGAGUGGUUAAUUCAACGGUUGGAAAUGUUCAGUGCAACUGUUGUUGCCUCUGCAGCACUCUGCAUGGUUUUGCUUCCUCCUGGAACUUUUAGCUCUGGAUUUAUUGGAAUGGCACUUUCUUAUGGUCUUUCAUUAAACAUGUCCCUGGUUUUUUCAAUUCAAAACCAGUGCACCCUAGCAAAUUAUAUAAUUUCUGUUGAAAGGCUUAAUCAGUAUAUGGAUAUACCAAGUGAAGCCCCUGAGGUAAUAGAAGAUAACAGUCCUCCAGCAAAUUGGCCAGCAGUAGGUAGAGUGGAUAUCUGUGAUUUGCAGAUUAGAUACAGGCCUGAUGCACCACUAGUGCUUCGAGGAAUCAGUUGCACAUUUGAAGGGGGGCACAAGAUUGGUAUUGUUGGCCGUACUGGGAGUGGAAAGACUACUCUUAUUGGAGCUCUAUUUCGUUUAGUGGAGGCUGCAGGUGGAAAGAUUAUUGUAGAUGGCAUUGACAUCUCUAAAAUUGGGCUCCAUGAUCUGAGGUCGCGAUUUGGAAUAAUACCUCAAGAUCCUACUCUUUUUAACGGGACUGUCAGAUACAAUUUGGACCCCUUAUCUCAACACACAGAUCAGGAGAUAUGGGAGGUUCUUGGGAAGUGCCAGCUACGAGAGGCUGUCGAGGAGAAAGAGCAAGGGCUAGACUCCUUGGUGGUGGAAGAUGGAGCAAAUUGGAGCAUGGGACAGCGACAACUGUUUUGCUUGGGGCGUGCUCUUUUGAGGAGAAGUCGAAUAUUAGUGCUCGAUGAAGCAACUGCAUCAAUUGAUAAUGCAACUGAUAUGAUCCUGCAAAAAACUAUUCGAACUGAAUUUGCAGACUCAACUGUGAUCACAGUAGCUCAUAGGAUACCGACUGUGAUGGAUUGCACCAUGGUGCUCGCUAUAAGCGAUGGAAAAAUAGUAGAGUAUGAUGAGCCAAUGAAGUUAAUGAAGAGGGAAAGUUCACUGUUUGGACAGCUUGUAAAGGAAUACUGGUCUCAUUAUCAAUCUGCAGAAGCACAUUGAAGCUGUUAAUCUUAUCUAAUGUUAAUCUCAUGUCAGUCUGUCUAAGCAGCAAAGUGGGGAAAUAGGAACGUAUGAUAUUGUAGGAUUGGGGUGGAAAAGAUAAAAGGGAGAAAAGAAGUUCCCAUCCAAUGUGUGGCAGUAUUUGAACAUCAAGAUUAUUUCUAAAGGCAAUUGAUUAUAAUUGGCAAUAGCCAUCCCAAACUCGGUUUCUAGAA
Molecule: messenger RNA, 3907 nt
Organism: Jatropha curcas
Lineage: Eukaryota; Viridiplantae; Streptophyta; Magnoliopsida; Malpighiales; Euphorbiaceae
Source: RefSeq, a predicted model, not a curated record